Molecule: messenger RNA, 2717 nt
Organism: Polistes canadensis
Lineage: Eukaryota; Metazoa; Arthropoda; Insecta; Hymenoptera; Vespidae
Exons: 7
Coding region: 462-2588 (708 amino acids)
Molecular function (GO): serine-type endopeptidase inhibitor activity
Source: RefSeq, a predicted model, not a curated record
AUUAGGUUUAUGUCAAAAAGCUAGGAAAAAGAUCGAACGUUGGUAGGUGGGAAAGCGAUAGGAGGAGGAACGGCAGGAUGCGGGGUUGUCCACCUGAUGACCUUGCCGUUGAAAAAAUCCUGGAAUGGCCGGCAGCGAGCUCGGAACUGGCGGUGUGAGCCAUCUGCGAGCCAGUUCAGUCGUAGAACCCGCGAGACUAGGACUAAUCCUAAUAAACGCCGACGUCGUCACUGAACUCGGAUAAACGAGCACACGACGAGUUCUUAACUAUACUUUUGCAGUCUUAUAGUCUUUCAGUUAAUCGAGAAAUUACGGUUCGAUGAGUCGUUUGCCGAUCCCCAUGAGGUGAGAUCAACUCUUACGAAUACCGAGAGAAAGAAAGAGAGAGAGAGAGAGAGAGAGAACCAGAUCCAAAGUUGAAGAAGAACGUCACGUGAGAGUAAAACGAGAAAUAAAAAGAAAUGGGACUAACACCGAUCUGUAUCUUAUUAUUGCAACUGUCAUCCGGUAUCGCACACUCGUAUCAAGAAACAGAUUUCGAUGGUUGGUAUCAACCGGUUGCACGUCGACCAGUCGACGUUGUUACCGAUAUUGUCAACGAUCUGGGGGUGAGGAUACUUCAACAAUACAAUAAUAUUGGAAAUGUUGCAUUUUCACCGAUCGGAGUUGCAUUCGUUCUUGCUGCACUUUACGAAGGAUCGGCUGGCGGUGGAAGUCGUCAGAUAACAGAUGCAUUGGCUCUGCCACACGAUCGAGAUAUCACAAGAAUUGGUUUUCGUGAUAUUCAUCGUCGACUAAGAACUUACCUGAACGCCGACGGUUUUUUGGGUGGUUUAACGUUAAACAAAGAAAAUACGAAACUUCGAACAGAAUACGAAGAUAUCUUACGAUUUUACGGAUUCAAUUUAUCCGACACAGAUGAUAAAGAAUUAAACGAUACGACGACAACGUUUGCACCAAUUACCGAAUCUACAAAUGCACCUAUCACCGAAUCAGAGGAUUCGACUAAACCAACAACAAUUAUAAUCGACGUUAGUCAACCCUCAGUUUCCCCUACAGUUAUCACAGAGUCUACAGAGUUACCCGUAACUUCAACGAUAUCUCCUAUGACCGAAACAUUUGGAACUACGAUCGAUGAGAAAAUGGUAUCGGACAGUCUAACGCAAUUAUCUAAUAUUACUACUACUACGAUUUCCAACGUGACCGAGGCUAAUACCUUUCCAACAACUGCAUCCGACGUUAAUAUGGAAACUAUGUCUCCAAAUUCGCCAGUUUCUACACAAAUGCCGGCUGUUACAAUGCCGUCGGAGACAAUGCAAAGUACAAAGAUGGUCGGCCAAACAACUAUCGGAGCUACUAGUACAAUCAUAUCGAAUAUUCCUGAUACAACUACAACGAUGACGACGACGACAAUGAUGAUAGGUGACUCUCAGACAACGGUUAACACUGCUACUACGAAUUCAAUGGAAAAUGUGGGAAACACGAUGACGCCAACGAGUACGUUAACUGUUACUACGAUAAUUGCACCAGUAACAUCUUUGGAUAUGCAAGGUAGUUCAAUGGAUUCGACCGGUGGUCAGACCGAGGCAAUGACCUUGCCUAUGGAUAUAUCGUCGACACCGAUCCAAACUAACAUAACAACGACUUCGGUUUCCGACUUAACGGCAAGCAUGCCGAGUAAUCUCGAGGUCGUAACUCCCACCGAGGAAAGUACCGUUUCGACAAAUCAGCCGACAACGGGUGGACCAAUUACCAUGCUCGGUAUUGUGGACCUUGGAACUACGAAUUCUAUGAUGAACCAGGAUGGACAACAAGGUACUACCACUGUUCCAGUUACCUUACCAGAUGCCUCGGGGAAUCGGCUUCGCAAACGAAAUACUAGAAAUUCCCGAGGCUACUUCUCCAGUUAUCCAGACGAGGGUAUUUGGAUGCAGGAUCUUGGCAUUUGGAAAACCAAUCCGAUCGUCAAAAACGAAGCUUCCGUUAGGGAUUCCACCGAAAUAUCAUUUCUGGUGAACGGUUGCGACGUGUCCUCGGUAAUGGCCACCAGAUACGUUGCGGUUCUACCUUUUGCGUACUUUCCAUCGUUGCAAGCUGUUGCUGUUGAAUUUCCCUUGGACGAUCCGAGAUACAACAUUCUUCUUCUUAUGCCAACGGAUAGAACAGAUACGCAUCGUCUUGCGAGAAAUCUCGGCGGGAAGUCAUUGAGAUGGUUACGGAAGCAAUUGCAACCAGCUUGGGUCAGGGCCACCAUACCUUCCUUCAUGCUACGGGGUUUUGUCACCCUUACGCCUUUCCUUCAAAGACUUGGAAUAACAGAUGUUUUCGAGCCAAGAGUAGCCGACUUGUCACCGAUGACUCCGGAUUUGGGUGUCUACGUUAGAGACGUUCAACAAAGCAUAGGUGUUAAUAUAAGGAAUUACAUGAAACCGGACAGGACCCACUCUCGAAAUGGUUUAUUCGAACGUGCCGGACCAGUGCCUUUCACAGUCGUUCAUCCGUUUCUUUAUUUUAUCAUCGAUACUGAAACAUCGGUAACAUUGAUUGCCGGUAAAGUGGAUGAUCCUCUUAAUUCAAGAAUCAUUUAGAAUUAACAUCGAUAAUUAAUUAAUUAAUUUCAACGGGAAUUAGAUACGAUGAUCAUUCGAUAAUGAUUAAACGAGUAUGUUCGAGUAAAUGAACAAACGAAAUGAAAUGAAAAACUUUCCAAAGUAAUA